AUGCCGCCCAAAGACAAGAAGAAGAAAGAGGCUGGAAAGUCGGCCAAGAAAGACAAAAAUCCAGUGAACAAAUCUGGAGGCAAGGCCAAAAAGAAGAAGUGGUCCAAAGGCAAAGUUCGGGACAAGCUCAAAAACCUCGUCUUGUUUGACAAAGCGACAUAUGACAAACUCUGUAAGGAAGUUCCCAACUAUAUGCUUAUAACCCCUGCUGUUGUCUCUGAGAGACUGAACAUCCGCGGUUCCUUGGCCAGGGCAGCCCUUCAGGAGCUCCUUAGGAAAGGACUUAUUAAAUUAGUUUCAACGCACCGAGCUCAAGUAAUUCACACCGAAAACACCAAGGGUGGGGAUGUCCCAGCUGCUGGUGAAGAUGCAUGA
Molecule: messenger RNA, 375 nt
Organism: Rhinolophus ferrumequinum (greater horseshoe bat)
Lineage: Eukaryota; Metazoa; Chordata; Mammalia; Chiroptera; Rhinolophidae
Product: 40S ribosomal protein S25-like
Exons: 1
Coding region: 1-375 (124 amino acids)
Cellular component (GO): cytosolic small ribosomal subunit
Molecular function (GO): structural constituent of ribosome
Source: RefSeq, a predicted model, not a curated record